Messenger RNA from Xiphophorus hellerii (green swordtail), 2831 nucleotides. It is a transcript of the gene nap1l4a, whose product is annotated as nucleosome assembly protein 1-like 4a. NCBI's taxonomy places the organism in Eukaryota, Metazoa, Chordata, Actinopteri, Cyprinodontiformes, Poeciliidae. The transcript has 15 exons. The coding region runs from base 128 to 1177 and encodes 349 amino acids. Gene Ontology annotation, biological process: nucleosome assembly. The record is from RefSeq and is a predicted model, not a curated record. Gene Ontology annotation, cellular component: nucleus.
CACCAACCGUCCAAUCAGAGUGCGGGAUGCUGGGAAGCGUGUGUUUCUUGCUCGUGGUGCUAGCACCGUAGACGCGUGAGCGAGGAGACUAGCUUGAUAAAGAGGAAGGCAGUGACAUUUGGUCAUCAUGGAUGCAAGUAAAGGUAAAGGGGAUCAAACAAUGCCAAAUCCAGGUGGACAGAUGGGCAAACCUGUCGGAUUCCCCUUUAUGGAAAACAUGCUUCCCAAAGCAGUGAAGAGGCGAGUGCACGCCUUAAAGAGACUACAGGAACAGUGUGCUCACAUUGAGGCUAAGUUCUACGAAGAGGUUCACGAGCUAGAGAGAAAGUAUGCAACUCUGUAUCAGCCACUAUUUGAAAAGAGAAGAGAGAUUGUCACAGGAGCAGUUGAACCCACAGAUGAGGAGUGUGAAUGGCCUACUGAUGAGGAUGAAGAAGAGGAGCUUGCUGAGGAAGUAAAGGAAAAGGCUACCAUCGAGGAUGCAAAGAAGGAGGAAGCCACGCCAGAGGAAAACCCGAAAGGCAUCCCCGACUUCUGGCUCACCAUUUUCAAGAGUGUUGACAUGCUCAGUGACAUGGUGCAGGAACAUGAUGAACCCAUCCUAAAGCACCUGAGAGAUAUUCAAGUAAAGUUUUCUGAACCAGGACAGCCAAUGAGUUUUACAUUAGAGUUCCACUUUGAGCCCAAUGGCUAUUUCAACAACGCAGUCCUUACUAAAGUCUACAAGAUGAAAUCAGAGCCUGAAGCAUCAGAUCCUUUCUCAUUUGAGGGCCCAGAGAUCAUUGACUGUGAAGGAUGUCAGAUAGAUUGGCACAAGGGGAAGGAUGUGACAGUGAAAACUAUAAAGAAGAAGCAGAAGCAUAAAGGUCGCGGCACGGUCCGCACUGUUACCAAACAGGUUCCCAAUGACUCGUUCUUCAACUUUUUUAAUCCUGUCAAAGCUUCACCAGACGGAGAAAUGGAUGAAGACUCUGAGCUCAACCUGGCCACAGACUUUGAGAUCGGUCAUUUCUUCCGUGAGAGAAUAGUUCCCAGAGCAGUGCUUUACUUUACUGGCGAGGCUCUGGAAGAUGACGAGAGCUUUGAAGAGGAGGAACUGGAAGAGGGAGAUGAAGAGGAACAAGAUGAGGAGGGUGAUGACGAUGACGAAGAGGGAGAUACUGACCCCAAGGCAUAAUCAAUCAUUCUCACUCCAUGCAUUUCUAGAAAGAACAGCCUCAACCUGCCGAAUGCAAACAGCAGUAACCGUGAUGAUCAGGGGAGGUGGAGACCUGCUGCCCAUAAAAUCUGUCCUCAGCCUGUCCAUCAGACCUCCUACUGCUGCAGGCUCCACUCUUUUACAAACUCUCAUCGGAACGCAAUAGAACCCAAACCUAUGUUUUUACUAUGUGCAUGACUUCUUUUUCUACAGUCUUGCAGCAUCUCACCCUGUUUAUUUGGCUUCAUUUGUCAUCACAGCCAGAAUCAACUCUUAAUAAAUUACCAUGGUAUCACAUAGGUACAGUCUUUUUCUUCUAUUGAGUUAGGUGUCUGCUUAAAACUCAGAGCAUUAUAUAGAGGAAGAUCGGAAAGGAAUCGCUUGCAACUUUAUUUUUCAUGGAAAUAGGUCAACUACUCAGGGGUUUUUAAUGCCAACAAGCAAAUUGAGUUUACUAGGAAACUGCUGAUCAAGUUCAUAAUCUAUCACUGGGGUUGUUUUUCUUUAUUUUAUUUUUUUUUUCGUAUAAUUUCUUAAGACAUCCAAUGUACCAUUUUUAUUUUAAUUUACUGUUUUACAUGUUCAUUGUUUUGUCAUUGGACUAUUUAUUGUGGUGUCAUGCAGCUGGAUGUGACUUCAUGGUGAGGGAAUGCUUCAAGGCAUUAAAAGGCUAAUUAUAAUUGGCUUAAAUCCCCCUUUCAGACACUGAGAAGUGUUUUUUGUUUUCCUUUCAACAAAACAUAAAUAAUGCCAAUCUGCAUCUGUUUAUAUCUGCUCACUUCUGCCUUGCAUAGCUGGGCAUAACAAGCAUUUAAGCUGAGCACAAUGCUAAACAGGGCAGAUAUGUAGGUACAGCUCUAAAACUAUCGUACAUUUCUCUUUGCUGUUUACCCCUUCAACCCUGAAAUGCUCUUAGAACUGAUGCCAUGGAUGGAAAAGUGUGACAAAGGCACAUUUUUCUUUAUAUUUUCAGAUUUCAGAUGGUUGGAUAUUGUAAGCUUAAACAUGAUAUGUAUUAAAGACUUCAGAGUUCAUAGAUGAAAGCAGACUGACUUAACUUUUUGUAAUGAUUUUAUGAAAUAGCUUCUUUAUGCAUCUUAUUCCUAACAAAUUUCAGAAUGAGUAAUGUGGUAGUGCAGGAAGCUUGGAUCAAAGUUCUGUUGCCAAGAAGCCAAAUGUAAAGACAAACCAUGUGGACUUUUAAAAUCGUUUGCUAGUUGAAUAAUGUAAUCUAAUACAACAUUUAAAGUUGUUAAACUGCAUAUAUACACACUUUUUUUUGUUUAAUGGUUCGGUGGAAAUAUUCAUGGAACAGGGUGCCAAUGUAUGUUCUCCUCUGCACAUGGUUUUUGGCUUAUUUAUUUGGACACAUUUGCCUGAUGACUGUUCAUCGAUAGUAGUAACAGCAUUCCCCAUCGUCUCCCCUUCCCUCUUUUUGAAAAGAACGAUUGUACUUCUCAUCCAGAUGGUUCUCUCAAAGGCCACGGUUCACAUUUUCGAAUCCCAUCAAACCGUGCGCUAGUGAUGGCCUUAACUGGUUCUUAUUCACAGUUUGUUACUUGCGCAAUGUUUCUUUUCAAUUUGUACAGAGUUAGUUAAAAUAUUCUAUUAAAGUUGUGCGACAUGGUGGUGA